CUUGUUUUUGAGGUCUAGGCAGUAUAAAUACUUCGCUGUUUAAGCCUCAAAUUACAAGACACUGACGGCCUCAUCAUGGGUAAGAUCGUUGGUCUUCUGAUUGCGUCCCUCGUAGCGCUCCAAGCCUUCAGCGAUGGGUUUAAAUGGGGUUACGGGUACGGUGGCAGAAUGUCCAGAAGAUAUAUGGGUCAUGGUGGACACGGUGGUGGCAUGAGCGGUGGUGGGAUGUAUGGUGGACAUUACGGUGGUGGAGGCAUGUUUGGCGGCGGUGGUAUGGGUGGAGGCAUGUAUGGCGGCGGUGGUAUGGGUGGAGGCAUGAUGGAUGGUGGCUAUUCCGGUGGUGGAGGCAUGUAUGGCGGCGGUGGUAUGGGUGGAGGCAUGUAUGGCGGCGGUGGUAUGGGUGGAGGCAUGAUGGGUGGUGGCUAUUCCGGUGGUGGAGGCAUGAUGGGUGGUGGGAUGUAUGGAGGCUAUUCCGGUGGAGGUAUGGGCGGUGGGAUGUAUGGAGGCUAUUCCGGUGGCGGUAUGGGCGGCGGCAUGAUGGGCGGUGGUGGCAUGGGUGGAGGCAUGAUGGGAGGCGGAUACGGAAGCUAUGGUAUGAUGGGCUCAAUGAUGAGAUCCGGGUAUACUAGCUGGGGGUGGCGAUGCAAGUGCAGGAAGUUCUGCCGGUGGCCCGAGAGGGAUUUUGGACGGUGUAAAUGGUGCAAGUUUUGGCACUGCAGGAGGAAGUGCUGCCGGCGAAGCAAAUAGAGAGUAUUACUCUCUGAUUGACCAUCCUGAUAAACGACCCUCACCUUGUCCGGCUUUAACGAUUUCCGUUAAUAGUUUGAUAUGUUUUAUUCUUGAAUAAACAUGUUGCAUUUCAA
Molecule: messenger RNA, 863 nt
Organism: Mya arenaria
Lineage: Eukaryota; Metazoa; Mollusca; Bivalvia; Myida; Myidae
Product: acanthoscurrin-2-like
Exons: 4
Coding region: 76-747 (223 amino acids)
Source: RefSeq, a predicted model, not a curated record